AUGACUGAAUGGGUUCCAGAGGGUCAGACUGUCAACCAGAUUUACUAUUUAUCAGUUUUGGCAACACUGCGAGAAAGAGUUCGUAAGAAACGGCCCGAGUUGUGGAAGAACAACUCGUGGAUUUUGCACCAGGACAACGCACUUGCCCAUAACGCGCUAUCUGUGAAGCAGUACUUGGCCGGUAAGCGCACUCCAGUGCUCGAACACGCGCCGUACUCGCCAGAUUUGGCACCGUGCGACUUUUUUUUGUUUCCAAANAAUUACUAUAUACCGACAAAUUUUAAUCUUUUAUGGAACGGUGCCAUUAUAAGAAUUUAUCAAAUUUUGUUUUUGCAUAUCCUAUAAAUUCUUAAAUGUUUGUAUUGUGUACAUAUAAAAUGUAAUAUAAAUUAUACACGCAUAUACAAGGUGGCGUUUUACAAAUGACAAAAAUUAUGCACCUACGUACUCGUGGAUUUUGCACCAGGACAACGCACCUGCCCAUAACGCGCUAUCUGUGAAGCAGUAUUUGGCCGGUAAGCGCACUCCAGUGCUCGAACACGCGCCGUACUCGCCAGAUUUGGCACCGUGCGACUUUAUUUUGUUUCCGAAGAUGAAAUCUGCUUUGAAAGGGACCCGAUCUGAGUCGAUGGAAGCGGUAAAGCAAAAAACGGCAGAGCUCCUAAAGGCCCUCACCAACGAAGACUUCCAGCACUGCUUCGAUCAAUGGAAAAAACGUAUGGAAAUGUGUGUGGCGAGGGGAGGGGAGUAUAUUGAAGGGGAGCAUUUGAAUGUAGAAUAA
Cinara cedri is the source of this 781-nucleotide messenger RNA. The record is from the annotation of a GenBank genome assembly. NCBI's taxonomy places the organism in Eukaryota, Metazoa, Arthropoda, Insecta, Hemiptera, Aphididae.